AUGGGUCAGAGGCCCAGAGUCGGAUGCACCCUGCAGCCAGCAAGCAAAUGCAAAGAUGAAAUCGAUCCAAUCAGAAUACACACGGUUCAGCCCCCAGAGCACUCUUCCCUGUUGUGGCUUGAUCUUAAUUGUGGCGUUGAAUCCCGCCACAAGGCUGCCAUCAGCUUGCCGCCUCGUCCCACUUGCAACAUCGAAGCGCUCCAUCGCGACCUCAUCCGUCUCGACCAACCCACGAUGUCGGCAUCACCUCUCGUCGUCCGCGCGACCGACGCCCUGAAGCCCGCGGGAUCGGUCGGCUCACCCUUUCGAAAUGUCUCCUCUGCCCAAGCCUCCUCUGGCAACGGCACCCCGCAGCCCCCCAAGGACAAGAAGGCGGCACUGGUAGCGACCACGGCCCCGACUCUGGACCUCGCCGAGCAGAUGAACGAGGAGGAGAAGAGGAAAUACGUUAAGGGCAAGAAACUCGGAGAGGGUACCUACGCCAUCGUUUUCCUUGGCCACUUGCGCUCAAACACGUCGUCUCUCGUCGCCAUCAAGAAGAUCAAGGUCCAGAAAGAAUACCAAGAGGGCAUGGCACCGGACGCCGUGCGUGAGCUCAAACACCUCCAGGAGCUCCAGCACCCCAAUAUCAUCUCCCUCCUCUCCGUUUUCUCCUCGAAGGACCAGAACCUCAACCUUGUUCUCGAGUAUCUGCCCCUCGGCGACCUCGAGAUGCUGAUCAAAGACACGACCAGCGUCCGCUAUGGUGCCGCCGACAUAAAGGCUUGGAUGGGCAUGCUGACUCGUGGCGUGUGGUUCUGCCACGAGAAUUUUGUCCUGCACCGUGACAUUAAGCCUAACAACUUGCUCAUCGCCGCCGACGGCGAGGUGAAGCUGGCCGAUUUCGGUCUCGCGAGAAGCUUUGCCGAUUUGUACCAGGUCAUGACGAACCAAGUCAUCACUCGGUGGUACCGCCCGCCCGAGCUGCUUUUCGGCGCCAAGCACUACAGCGGCGCCGUCGACGUGUGGAGCGUCGGGUGCGUCUUUGCCGAGCUCAUCAUCCGCGCCCCGUACAUGCCCUCCGAGACGGAGGUCCAGCAGAUCUCGCUCAUCUGCCGCGCCGUCGGCACCCCGACGGAAGAGAAUUGGCCCGGCGUGACGAAGCUGCCCGCCUACACGGUGCCCGACGACGCCGAGCCCGUCAAGGGCAAAGACUUUUACCAGGCCAUGUUCGGUACGGUGGGCCCCGAGGGCGUCGACCUGCUUAUGAAAACGUUCGUCCUCGACCCCAAGAAGCGCAUCACUGCACGAGACAUGUUAAAGCACAACUGGUGGCGCACCGAGCCCAAGCCCACGCGCAAGGAGGACCUUCCCAAAAAGGGCGGCGGCGAAGAGAAGAUGGGCGCGGAUCUGAAGCGCCGGCCCGGUCUUGUCGACGAGGACAGAGGUUCCAGGGUCGCGCGCAAGCUGGACUUUGGCCAAUGA
Molecule: messenger RNA, 1464 nt
Organism: Colletotrichum destructivum
Lineage: Eukaryota; Fungi; Ascomycota; Sordariomycetes; Glomerellales; Glomerellaceae
Product: Putative serine/threonine-protein kinase, active
Exons: 3
Coding region: 1-1464 (487 amino acids)
Biological process (GO): protein phosphorylation; positive regulation of transcription by RNA polymerase II
Cellular component (GO): transcription factor TFIIK complex; nucleus; cytoplasm
Molecular function (GO): ATP binding; RNA polymerase II CTD heptapeptide repeat kinase activity; cyclin-dependent protein serine/threonine kinase activity
Source: RefSeq, a predicted model, not a curated record